Postia placenta MAD-698-R-SB12 is the source of this 837-nucleotide messenger RNA. RefSeq lists its product as hypothetical. NCBI's taxonomy places the organism in Eukaryota, Fungi, Basidiomycota, Agaricomycetes, Polyporales, Adustoporiaceae. The record is from RefSeq and is a predicted model, not a curated record. Gene Ontology annotation, cellular component: membrane; endomembrane system. The transcript is spliced from 7 exons. Bases 1 to 837 code for a protein of 278 amino acids.
AUGUCGUGGUUGUGGCGUCCUGAAGGUGACGGCGGAGGACUGUCACCAUGGGAGAAAACCCGACCGGAGGACCCUAAAGUGGCAGAUCCAAUGGACCCCAGCAAAAUGGUGUCAAACAAGCAGGCAAACCGUCCAUUCCUUGGAUACUCCGAGUAUCGCAACAGACGCGAGCAGGAACAUGCGGCGUGGCUGCAGCGAAAGAAUGAACGGGAUGAAAAGCUGGCAAGAGGCGAGGAGGUCAGCCCUGAGGAGCCAGACCCCACAGAGGAACCGGAGGUCGGCUGUCUGGGCCUCCUCAAGUUCAUACUCUACGCAGUCCUCUUCAUCGUCCUCGCAGGGAAAUUUAUCACGGGGAGCUUUCUAUGGGAACACGAACUGCCGAACCUCAGGCAUCUGAUCCCAACAAACCAGCGGCUGUUUUCCGAGCGCAUGCUUGCGACGUUUGAUGGCUCGACUGAAGGGAAGCCAAUCUACCUUGCUAUCGACGGAGACGUGUAUGAUGUCAGCUCCGGCCCCCUGACAUAUGGCCCCGGAGGUCCUUACCACAUGUUGGCUGGCAAGGACGCUGCGCGGGCAUACGGGACGGGGUGCUUCUCCACGCAUCUAACGCAUGACCUUCGCGGGUUAAGCGAGGGGGAGCUGAAGGGCGUAGAGAACUGGAAGAAGUUCUAUGCGAGCCACAAGAAGUACUACAAGGUCGGACGUGUCUCACACCCACCGAUCGACCCUGCAAGCCCCACACUCGAGCAUUGUGAUCCGAAGAAGGCAAAGGCGGUGCGGACUCCGGAGCAGGUGGAGAAGCUGAAACACACGCAUGAGGGGCGGGAUGAGUUAUAG